AAUGUUAUAUCACGACAACAUUUUUAUCCAUUUCGAGUAUUUUGCUUAAUUUUUUAUAUACGUAUAGCAAUCGUCACUAGCAUUUACUAAUUAAUAUAAACUAUUAAAGAUUAAUCAUAAGUAGUUCUACAAACUUAAUUCCAUUUUCUCGUAUGUUGGAAUAAAUAUGAAAAAUGCAAAUGAUGUCUUGAAGUUUAUACUACAACUAAGGAUUACAUUAACAGUUAAAAAUGUUUUAUUCAUAUUACUAAGUAUUUCAUGUAUGCAAUAUUUUAAAAACUACAAAACUCUCCACAUCAUUGUGUAGUGGAUUUGAUACUAUACAGGCUUUAUUAAAACCGUUUUCAUGAUUAAAAGUAAAGAUCUCUAGUUGUCCCAAACUUUUACAUUUAUAUACCCCAACAUUGAAUGAUGAAAUAUUGAUGUCAUCAGCCUUGCCGAAAAGUUCAUUAAUGAAAAGAAAUCUCCGCCCUACAAAGUGCAUACAAUUAUUUUGUUUAACAAGAUUUUCCACAACAAAUAUAAUAAUAUUUUGGUCUUUCACUAUUAUACAAUCAUCACGAUGGUUAUUUCACAAGUCAAUACUGAAAAUACUCAUCCACCUGUUUUUCAGUCAGAUAACAAGGUGAUAGACAUAGGUGGUAGCCAAAAUAAUGAAUAUCAUCAGAUCUUUCACUUUUUUAAAGAAAUUUCAGAGCAGUAUCAAAGUAUACAACGAACACUUGAUGUUAUAAAAAUUGACAUCCAAGACUUGCAAAGACAAAUAGAAUAUCAAGGAGUUAAUAAGAGGUCUUCUGAAAGUUCAUUAGUAGAAGAAAAUUUAAUUUUACCCUUUAGUACGUUAGAUGAAUUAAAUGACUAUGAAUCAAAACUAACAGAUAACAAUAUUUAUGAAAAAGCAAUGAAAAGAACUUUACUUAAAGUCGGUUCUAGCAAGUUAAAUUCAAAAACUACCUACAAUGUGUUGCGAAAGGUAAUGACAAAUGAAAUAGCUGAAACAUUCAAUGUAACUGGAAAAGGACUAAAACUAUCUUUUAAUAAUUACAAAAUGUCAAAAUUAAUUCAAGAUGUUGUUUAUGUUUUACAAAAUAUUACAGAAACAGAAUAUAAGACUUACUUAGGUCAGUGGCUCAGACAAGCCAGCAACAGAAAAAAUGAAAAAAAAAACCUUAUAGUUUGAUAUAUAUAAAUUAUUAUUAUUAUUAGGGAAUAUUUAUAUAUCAUUAAUUUGUUAAUAUCAUUUUUUAAUAAAAAAAAUUCAAGAACAUUA
This is a messenger RNA of Daktulosphaira vitifoliae (grape phylloxera), 1270 nucleotides long. RefSeq lists its product as uncharacterized. The record is from RefSeq and is a predicted model, not a curated record. The coding region runs from base 563 to 1180 and encodes 205 amino acids. Lineage: Eukaryota; Metazoa; Arthropoda; Insecta; Hemiptera; Phylloxeridae. The transcript has 5 exons.